ACGUUAUGUUGUUCAUUUUAUGUGUUUGUGAAGACUUAGGAGCAUUCCGGAGUGUAAAUGAAGACCGAGAACACACAUGGUCAAUCCCAGGUCAAGAUAUAGUUGACCAGUCAAUCGUCAGUCAACCCGCACUCCCAGCCGGUUAUCUCUGGACCGGUACAGGAACUGACCAGCGAGCCAGCAAGCCAGGGAAUCAUGCCUCGCCGGAAAUCUAGCAGGAGAGUAGAGAACAAUAAUGUGGACGUCGUCCCCAGAUGCCGACCGCCGUACUCUGCACCACCAAUCACCACCACAUAUCUCUGUCCCUACCAAUCUGCCGGAGUUGUCGAUUCUUUCACAGCAGAGGACGAAUGAGAGAGAAUAAGAACGGACAAGAAGCUGCAGCCAAACUCCUGUCCAGUCCUCGCUGGCGUGCCUCGAUUCCGAGAAGAAAGAGCCGCUGCGUACGAAGGAGAAGAGAAAGGGUGCAGCCCUAAUCUAAUUUGAGGCGCAGAAAGACUAAAAUGCCCCCACCAGCCUUCUUUUAAUUUCCGGAAAAUGCCGCCCUUAUGAGUCAUUUGCCAAGUCCGAAUUUUAGACCAUAAAUACAAGCCUUGCUGGUCAGUUCAAGAGGGAGCCAUUAGAGAAGUCACAUUACAAUAGAUUUUACAUUUAUUAGCCUUUUUACAUUUCAUCUCUCCAGCAUUAGUGUAGAUUUGUAGAGAUUUUCUCUUCCAAGAUUCAAGCUUUCUACUUGCAUUUCAAUGUAUUGCUUCUCAUCUUUAUAUGGGGUAUUCUUUUACACUUAUUACUUUAUUUAAAUUUAAAGUUUAAGUCUUUAGUUUUAUUUACGCACUUUUAUGUUAAUGUUCUUAUUUUAUUUUCAAUGCAUGAGUAGUUAGAUGGGUUAGGGGGCUGUUUGGAGCAUAUUUAUGUGAUUGAAAUGUUGGAUGACUAGUAUUGAAUUUUAUUGCUUGAAAUGUGUUUGUCAAAAUGCCUCAAUGACUUUAAUUAAUACUCCUUCUGUCCCUUAAAGUUUGUCACACUUUCCCGAAACGGAUGUCCCAAAAUGUUUGUCCUACUUUGUUAACUUCAUUAUUUGGUAAAAAAAAUAUAUACCAAACAGUGCCAAACAAUGCAAAACAGUGUCAAACAAUGCCAAACAGUGUCGCUACAGUGUGAAACAGUGUCGCUGCAGUGUAAAGUCAAAUUCAUCUCCUUAAAACUUGUGAAGUCAAACUAUGACAAACUUUGAGGGCGGAGGGAUUACAAUUUUGAGAAAUCUUGUAUUUAAUUAUUUGGGAAUAUUUAGAUGAGAAUCAGAUAUUCAUUUGCCCCUUUCACACACACCUAGGCACGACCAUGAGAGUGUCGGGCUUAGGGGGCUUCUUUGCUUUGGAUCAUUUUCGUUGGCAUCAGUAGGCGGUUCUGGACCAUGAGAGUGGCCAAGAUUGUCUAUUGACCGAUCCUACGACCACGAGAGUGGCGGAGGAACCGUUGUGCACUCUCUUUCUUGUAAUAAAGUUCAAAUACUAUUUUGUCCAACCUUCAAUUGCAAUGUGAGUUCCAAACAUUACCUCGACACCUUUUGCAUCUUUAUUUCGUAGUUUAACUCAUUUAGCAUCUCCUCUUGAUCAUGUUUGCGUUAUAGUUUCGUUUGCUCCACUUUAGUGACACAUUUGCCUAUUCGAUCGUUGCACUCACUUACAUGACAUCCUUGUGGCUCGACAAACCCCAUCCCACUUACCAUUAUACACUUCACUUUUCUCCGCACUUUCAUUUACACUUCAUUUUCCUUCUUUUUGAUUGACUCGGGAUUCGCAGACAACGAUCUAUAUUUGUUACUUCAUCCGUCCCAUAAAAUAAGUCCCAUUUUCCUUUUUGGGUCGUCCCAAAAAAUUUGUUCUCAUUUCCCUUUUUGGAAAGUUUUGUGUGGCUAACAUUCAUUUACCUUCUUCUUACUCAACCACAACCAUACAUUUCCACUUUAUUCCCACUUUUGUAAACUCCGAUCCAAAUUGAAAUGGGACUUAUUUUAUGGGACGGAGGGAGUAGAUUAUAGGCGGGUCUUGAGGUCAUCAAUUGCAUAUUACUGUGAGGGCAUACUGCACCUUUUGAAUUAUUGACAUCCUCUAAUAAAUUCCAAUCGUAGAAACCCGAUUUCAAAGUUAUGUGAAUGAGCAGUUGAUAAUAAUUCAUUCAACCAAACUUCGCCUAAGAAAAAUAUUCUUCCACCGUGGUUGGGGAUUGGCUGGUGCAGGCGAAUAAGUAUGGGGGUGCGGCUGAAGAAGAGAAUGAGUGAAGGCAGGUUUCAACGGUUCGUUUGACCAAAAGUCUUCUUCUUAGCAAAACCACCAUCCUCUUCCACUGCGAUUGGGGGUUGGAUGGUGUAGGCAAACUGUUUCUGGGUGCGGCUGAAAAGAGAAGUGGAAAAGCUUACGGAUUGGAAGAAGGUGUGGUCUUGCGGCUGAACAAAAGGAAAAUGAAGCUUUUGGAAGAAGGUAGGUUUUGGAAAACAGGAUUCACGGAAGCAAGAUCAUUAUACAGUGAAAUUGAAGUUUUCAUGUUGAUUGUAUAUGAAAAUUGCAGAUUCGUGAGUAAAUUGUGCUCAGUUUAGUCUAGUUUGGAAUGUGGAAGAAACGGAUGGAGUAGAAUUGUGUUUGUGUGGAACCGUGCCAGUUUUUCGCACAGUUCUAGUGUAGGGUUCAGGGAAUUGCGAAAUAGUAAAGUGCACAAAAAUUUAACGAGGAAAAAUCCCUUGGCUCAAAGGGAUUAAAAAACCUCGACCUCCCUCGGAGGAAUUUUAAAUAACUUCACUAAAAAGCCUUUUGUGGUUACAAGGUAAAUUCUCCUAAUCUACCCUUGAGCCACCCCAACUCUAACCUCUCUAGGAAGAGUUAUGCAUCUCUACCUUGCGGGUAGAGAGCCUCUCAGCUUUAGAACAAAGCUCUCACACACACGACCCCAACCCGAGGAAGCUACACUUUAGUUUUUCCUCAAAAUUCAAUCACAAAAUCAAGAAGGGAGAUGAAACUCUAUCUAGAACUUCGUGCAUAGGUCCAGGUGACUUGGACUUGAUAUUCUUUGUAAGUGCUUCUCUUUGUACUUGCUCGUUCAAGCACACUCUUCUCUUAAUCUUCCGCCCUAUAUAUAUAGUUGUCUUAAGGCAGGCCGUUUGUGCAUCCUUCCUUGGAUAGUUGUCCUUCCAAUUUUGGGUCUUGUCUUGAUAUUUUGAAUUGCUUUCCUUUCAUGGCUUAGAUUAUUCUUGCAAAGAUAUGCUCUUAAAUAUUCACAUAAGUAAGGAAGAGUAUGGAAAAUAACCUUAUUUAAUAUAGCAUAUAUUAACUAUCACUAUGCACGGUCAAUCAUUCACUCAAGUAAUAGCACAUAUUCUUAACAUAUUGAACCAUGAAACAGACUCUCUCCUUCUUUAAAAAGAUCUUCGCACAGGUGUGUUUAAGGAAACAUUUUCUUAGCAUAUUCAAUUAAGCUACCACCCGCAAGAUUCUUGUAUAGUAAAGGUAAUGAUUCUUUCCAUAAGCACUUAAGCCAUAUUAGUUAACUCAUUUACGCGAGUGAUUAAAUACGCAUGGAAAGAGAUGUUUAUUAAGCCACGUAGUAUCAAUGAUAUUAGAGCAUAGGUUUAUCAUGUACGCAUUCAUCAUUCAUGCUAAUUAUUAUAUUCAUAAAACUAAAUAUAGUGUCUAUCCUUUGGAUAAAUGAGAGUUCUAUCCUAUGGUUCACCUGCAUGGUCAGAUAAUCAUAAACAUUUGUUUGGACCAUAGGAUAGUUCCAUUCCUUGUUCCUGUGAGAGGUUUAGUCAUCAACAAUGUAAGGAAUAUUUGUAAUUAGAUUUUGAUGAUGCUAUAUUAAUUAGGACUUUAGAGUACCCCUCUUUAGAUUUAAUGUAUUAGAAUUUUCCUUGUAAAGUUCUUUAGUAUAAUCGACUGGCAGAAGGCCUCCAGAGCAGAAGGCCUCCAGAGCAGAAGGCCUCCAGAACAGAAGAUCCCCUGACAGAGGACCCUUGAUAAGGCUUAGUUUUAAUAGAAGACCUUUGGUUCUCUGCUCCAGAACAGAAGACCUCAGGGUCUCUGUUAGCCUUUACUCUGACAGAAACCCUCCUGGUUCUCUACUGGAUAUUUCUUCAACAGAAACUCUCAACAGAAGUGCUCAAGGCCUUCUCUUAUCAACUCUCUGCUAAAGACACCAGAAGGCCUGACACUUAGAAGAAUCUCACCCAGUCGGUAAAUCAACUGAAAGAUUCCUUCAACGGCUAGGAGUCUUGAACGGAAAAGCUACAGUACGCGCAUUAAAUGCACAUUUAAUGCCUCUCGUACUCUGUAGAGUAAUUGCAGAUGAUUGGCCGCAAUGUCAGGAUAGCUUUAUCCCGAAAUAGUAACCCGCCAACUUUGCUGGGUCCUACUGGGCAAGUCAACUGCUCGCUCAUUUAAUGCAGUUGUCCUCCUUCUCCUCCAACGGGAAGACAACUUCAGUAUAAAAGAUACACUUCGAAGAACAACCAGAUAACUUUGCUACCACAGUGCGCAUACAAAAUAUUCAAACGCUAAAAACGCAAAAAGCCUCCUAGAGAUUAAAUCUUCAUUAUCUUCUACAAGAGAAGGCAGACGUUGGAAAGCUUCCUACUUCCAACUCAAGCAAAGUUCUCAUCGUUCUUCAAUUCUUCAAGCACUUCAUAUACAAACCUUUUGUAACGAAGCAAGUUGGAGGAACCCCUGUUUUUAACAGAAACUCUUCUUUCACAAGAAGGACGUCCAAGUACCUGGAGCAGUGAAGUGGUGAUACUUCCGGGAAAGCUCAGUGAAAGGACCAGUCUUAGAAAAGCCAGAAGUGCAUCCAAGGAGACAUCUACACUUGAAGAAGACGUGGAGAGCUUCUUAAGUGAUAGGGCUAAGGCAUUGUAAACGGUCGUUUUUACAAGCUUAGUGGAACAGUGGGCUAGAGGAACAAGUUAUUCCUUGAACCACUAUAAAAAGCCCUGGUGUCAUUUACUUACUGCAUUUUAUUUAUCGCUUUUAUUUGAACUGCUUAACUCCAAAGACUUGGUAUCUGUGUUCAGCAGAACUUGUCUUGUGAGUUAACAGAAGGCCUAUUGCCUUUGCUUCUCUGCGGCUAAACUAAUAGAACCCCCUACCAGAACCUCAUCCGCUGCCAGUCUGUUCUGCCAACAGAACAUGCUAUUCUGUUAAAUCUGAUACUUAGCUUGAAAAAGUUAAAAACCAAUACAAUCUAUUCACCCCCUCUAGAUUGUAUCCAGUACAACCGGGACCAACAAGUGGUAUCAGAGCCUCCUUGUUCUAAUAUUCUCUUAGGUUAUUUGCAGAACAAAGAUCCACUUGUUUUUCUGUUUUACCUCAUUUUUAAUCUGAUAUAAUGGAUUACUCCCUUUCCAAGAAUCUUAUUUUCUCAGAUCUCAAGUUUGAUGACUGGAGGAUCCGAAUGAAGGCACAUCUCUGUGCUCCGCAUGAUGAGAUGUGGGAAGUACUUGACAUUGGGCCCUUCACAAGCUUCCAGAAGGUCAACUCAGAGCAUGCUAUUGACAACACCAGACCUCAGAUGAUCAAUAAGGCCAAAUCUGAGUGGACUACUGAAGAAAGAAGGAAGUACAAUCUGGACAACAUUGCUAAAGACAUUCUUUACAAGUCCAUCGAUGAUAGGUACUUCAACAGGAUAAAGAAGUGCAAGACUGCCAAGGAAAUCUGGGAUAGUCUUGAGCUCAUUGGAGCUGGUGAUGAGCAGGAGAAGGACAACAAGCUGACAAUAGCCAACAAGAAGUUUGAUGACUUCAAGCUUCUCCCUGGUGAAAGCAUCUCCAAGAUGUAUGACAGACUCCUCACUCUCACUGGAGAGAUCUCUGAGCUUGGCAAGGAACUUACCACCAAGGAGAUCAACCUCAAGGUGUUGAGAGGAUUGCCCUCAGCAUGGAAGAUGAAGGUGGUUGUUGUCCAAGCCAGCAAGGAUGUGAAUACUUAUCCCACUGAUAAGUAGGCCUGGGACCGGUUCGGUUCUAGUUAUAAAUUAUUAGAACCGUUUUAAAAAAUGUAAUUUUUAAAAUCGGUUCGGUUCUAAUAAAAAAAAGCAGAACCGUUUUAAAACCGAACAAGGUUUAAACGGUUCGGUUCUGGACUUUUUUCGGUUCCUAAAAAUAGUGUAAUAUUUCUAAAAACGAACCCAAUUUAUUUUUUUUAAUGAAAAAAUUCUUUCAUCAAUAUCAAACUGUCCAGAACUGGUACAUCUAGGCA
This is a messenger RNA of Cuscuta europaea, 6239 nucleotides long. NCBI's taxonomy places the organism in Eukaryota, Viridiplantae, Streptophyta, Magnoliopsida, Solanales, Convolvulaceae. The record is from the annotation of a GenBank genome assembly.